AUGCAGGACAUAAGGAAUCAGAUAAGUCAAAUGGCUACAACAAUCAACCGUUUGGAUUCCCAGAACCAAGGUAAAUUGCCAUCUCAGCCUGAAUUAAAUCCGAAGAACGUGAGCGCAAUGACCCUAAGGAGCGGGAAGGAAAUUCAGGGGCCUGAAUCUGUGAUCUCUAAGGACAAGGAUGAGAAAAAGAUUGAAAAUGAGCUUGAGAGGGAGGACAGCAAUGGUGCAGAUCCAAAGGUACUUCCAAACCCAAUAAUUACAGUUAAAACUAACCUACCUCCUUUUCCUAGCAGGUUGGAAAAAUCGAAAAAACAGGAUAAGAAGAAGGAGAUUUUGGAGGUAUUUCGCAAGGUGGAGAUAAAUAUCCCCCUCUUAGACGCCAUCAAACAAGUACCAAAAUAUGCCAAGUUCUUAAGGGACUUGUGUGUCAACCGAAGGCGAUUCAGGAGAGAUGAAAGGAUCAUUGUUGGGGAGAAUGUGUCAGCGGUCCUGCAGAGGAAGCUUCCACCCAAGUGCGGGGACCCAAGUAUGUUUACUAUUCCCUGUAGAAUAGGCAACACUGUGAUUAGAAGGGCCAUGUUGGAUCUAGAAGCAUCAAUUAAUGUCAUGCCUAAAUCUAUCUAUGCUUCUCUAAAACUAGAUCCAUUAAAAGAAACUGGAAUAAUCAUUCAAUUGGCUGACCGAACUAAUGCAUACCCUGAUGGGUUGGUUGAAGAUGUGUUGGUAAAAGUUAAUGAUUUGGUGUUUCCAAUUGAUUUUUAUGUACUUGAUAUGGAUGAUGAUCACUCCCCUGAUCCCUCACCUUUGUUAUUGGGUAGACCCUUUAUGAGCACAGCACAAACAAAAAUUGAUGAAAUGUUUGAAACUGUUGGCAGGGAUGAAUUGAAAGUUGUUUUAACGAAGCAUCUCGAGUUGGAGACAACUCCUGAGGUGGAGUGGAGUGAAUAUUUAAAAUGCACGAUAGGAGCACUACACUCAUUGCCAACCUCCACAAAAAGGUACGACGUUUCACAUAUAUUCAUUCCCGAACCUCACCAGAGGGUAUUGCCAUCGGUGGUGCAGGCGCCUGUUUUGGAGUUGAAAUCCUUACCAGAGCACCUGAAGUAUGCAUAUUUGGGUGACAAUGAGACACUCCCGGUGAUUAUCUCAUCGGCACUGUCAAAAACCCAGGAGAAAAAACUGAUCCGGGUCCUUAGAGAGCAUAAAGAGGCGAUAGGUUGGACAAUCGCAGACAUUAAGGGGAUCAGCCCGGCCAUCUGUAUGCACCGGAUUAGACUGGAAGAGGAUGCUAAACUUGUUCGGCAGGCUCAAAGGAGGCUCAACCCCCUCAUGAUGGAAGUUGUAAAAAAGGAGAUUUUGAAAUUGUUAGAUGUGGGGAUUAUUUUUGCAAUAUCAGAUAGCCCUUGGGGCAUUGAAGUUGACAAGGCUAAAAUAGACAUUAUAUCGGCAUUACCUUACCCCGCAAAUGUGCGGGAGUGUGAAAAUGCCUUUAACAAGUUGAAAGAGUUACUGACCUCAUCCCCGAUCAUCCAACCCCCCGAUUGGGGUUUGCCAUUUGAGAUCAUGUGCGAUGCCAGUGAUCAUGCUGUAGGGGCUGUAUUGGGGCAGCGAGUAGGAAAGGCAACUCACAUCAUCUAUUAUGCAUCCCGCGCCCUGAAUGGGGCCCAGUUGAAUUACUCCACCACUGAGAAGGAGUUUCUUGCAGUUAUUUUUGCUUUAGAAAAAUUCAAGUCAUAUUUGUUAGGUACUAAAGUGAUUGUAUUUUUUGAUCAUGCAGCAUUGAGGUACCUGAUGACUAAGAAUCACAUCAUCUAUUAUGCAUCCCGCGCCCUGAAUGGGGCCCAGUUGAAUUACUCCACCACUGAGAAGGAGUUUCUUGCAGUUAUUUUUGCUUUAGAAAAAUUCAAGUCAUAUUUGUUAGGUACUAAAGUGAUUGUAUUUUUUGAUCAUGCAGCAUUGAGGUACCUGAUGACUAAGAAAGAUGCAAAAUCGAGGCUCAUACGGUGGAUAUUGCUCAUACAGAAAUUUGACCUGGAGAUAAGGGAUAAAAGAGGCUCAGAGAAUUUAGUAGCCGACCAUUUGAGUCGUAUAUCCGUUGGGGAGGAUAAUGAACCAUUGAAGGAUGCAUUCCCUGAGGAGCAUUUAUUUUCUUUAAAUUCUCAAAUGCCUUGGUAUGCCGAUCUGGUCAAUUAUUUGGCCAAGGCCACUCGGACUAAUGACUCGAAAGUAGUUGUAGAUUUUAUCAGGUCUAAUAUUUUUGUGCGAUUUGGAAUGCCAAGAGUUAUUGUCAGUGAUAGGGGAACGCAUUUCUGCAACAAAACCAUAACUGCGUUAUUUCGCAAGUAUGGUGUACUCCACAGGGUCUCAACGUUGUACCACCCCCAGACCAAUGGUCAAGCGGAGGUAUCGAAUAGGGAGAUUAAGUCCAUUUUGGAGAAAAUGGUGCGCUCCGAUAGGAAAAAUUGGAGUCAACGGUUGGAGGACGCGCUCUGGGCCUACCGCACUGCAUACAAGACUCCUAUAGGGAUGUCACCGUACAAGUUGGUGUUUGGGAAGCCGUGUCACCUUCCAGUGGAGUUCAAGCACAAAGCCUUUUGGGCGAUAAAGCAAUGCAACAUGAACUUAGAGGAAGCCGGUGCCCAACGAAAGUUGGAUUUGCAAGAAUUGGAGGAGAUCCGGAACGAAGCCUACGAAAAUGCAUUAAUUUAUAAGGAGAGAAGCCAGACAUUUCAUGAUCAACAAAUUUCAAGAAAAACCUUUGAAAUUGGUCAGAAGGUCCUCCUGUACCAAUCCAGACUCAAGUUAUUCCCAGUUGAAAUCCGGAGUGCUAAGACAGACAACAAGUUUGUGGUGAAUGGACACUGUCUCAAACAUUAUUACGAAGGUUUUUUGAGGGGAGAGGUGGAGACAAUAAGUCUAGACGCACCACCGUGUCCUAAUCAGUGA
Messenger RNA from Coffea arabica (coffee), 2946 nucleotides. NCBI's taxonomy places the organism in Eukaryota, Viridiplantae, Streptophyta, Magnoliopsida, Gentianales, Rubiaceae. The record is from RefSeq and is a predicted model, not a curated record.